Messenger RNA from Ochotona curzoniae (black-lipped pika), 10606 nucleotides. It is a transcript of the gene PHC3, whose product is annotated as polyhomeotic homolog 3. Bases 87 to 3089 code for a protein of 1000 amino acids. The record is from RefSeq and is a predicted model, not a curated record. Gene Ontology annotation, cellular component: nucleus; PRC1 complex. Lineage: Eukaryota; Metazoa; Chordata; Mammalia; Lagomorpha; Ochotonidae. Gene Ontology annotation, molecular function: zinc ion binding; protein binding. The transcript has 16 exons.
AGAGAAGAUGGCGGAAGCGGAGUGAGUGACUUGCUGGUGACUGAUGUCGUAGCCGGCGGGGCGAAUUUAAGGACCACAGUACAGCUAUGGAUAGUGAACCAAACCCUGGGACAUCUUCUGUGUCGACAACAACCAGUAGCACCACCACCACCACCAUCACCACUUCUUCCUCUCGGAUGCAGCAGCCACAGAUCUCUGUCUACAGCGGUUCAGACCGACAUGCCGUACAGGUAAUUCAACAGGCCUUGCAUCGUCCCUCCAGCUCUGCGGCUCAGUACCUGCAGCAAAUGUACGCCGCCCAGCAGCAGCACUUGAUGCUGCACACCGCGGCUCUGCAGCAGCAGCACUUGAGCAGCUCGCAGCUGCAGAGCCUGGCUGCUGUUCAGGCAAGUUUGUCCAGUGGAAGACCACCUACAUCCCCCACAGGGAGUGUCACGCAGCAGUCCAGUAUGUCCCAGACAUCUAUCAACCUCUCCACUUCUCCUACACCUGCACAACUGCUAAGCCGUUCCCAGGCUUCCAGUUCUCCCAGCGGCAGCAUUACCCAGCAGACAAUGUUACUAGGGAGUACCUCCCCUACUCUAACGGCAAGCCAGGCUCAGAUGUACCUCCGAGCUCAGAUGCUGAUUUUCACCCCCGCUACCACUGUGGCUGCUGUACAGUCUGACAUUCCUGUUGUCUCGUCGUCAUCGUCAUCUUCCUGUCCGUCUGCAGCUACUCAGGUACAGAAUUUAACAUUGCGAAGCCAGAAGUUGGGUGUAUUAUCUAGCUCCCAGAAUGGUCCACCAAAAAGUACUAGUCAAACCCAGUCAUUGACUAUUUGUCAUAACAAAACAACAGUGACCAGUUCUAAAAUCAGCCAACGAGACCCUUCUCCUGAAAGCAAUAAGAAAGGAGAAAGCCCAAGUCUGGAAUCACGAAGCACAGCUGUCACCCGGACAUCAAGUAUUCACCAAUUAAUAGCACCAGCAUCUUAUUCUCCAAUUCAGCCUCAUUCCCUAAUAAAACAUCAGCAGAUUCCUCUUCACUCACCACCUCCCAAGGUUUCACAUCAUCAGCUGAUACUACAACAGCAGCAACAGCAAAUUCAGCCGAUCACUCUUCCGAAUCCGAGUCAAGACCCACCCCCAUCGCAGCACUGUAUUCCACUCCAGAACCAUGGCCUUCCUCCAGCUCCCAGCAGUGCUCAGUCACAGCAUUGUUCACCGAUCCAGAGUCACCCUUCUCCUUUAACAGUGUCUCCGAGUCAGUCACAGUCAGCACAGCAGUCUGUGGUGGUGUCUCCCCCACCAUCUCAUUCACCAAGUCAGUCUCCUACUAUAAUUAUCCACCCACAAGCACUUAUUCAGCCACACCCUCUGGUGUCAUCAGCUCUCCAGCCAGGGCCAAAUUUGCAGCAAUCUGCUGCUAAUCAGGUACAACCUCCAGCACAGCUCAACCUUCCAUCCCAUCUUCCACUUCCAGCUUCCCCUGUUGUACACAUUGGCCCCGUUCAGCCAUCUGCCUUGGUCUCCCCAGGCCAGCAGAUCGUUUCUCCAACAUCACACCAGCAAUAUUCAACCCUGCAGUCAUCUCCAAUCCCAAUUGCAACCCCUCCACAGAUGUCGACAUCUCCUCCAGCUCAGAUCCCACCACUGCCCUUGCAGUCAAUGCAGUCCUUACAAGUGCAGCCUGAAAUUCUGUCCCAGGGCCAGGUGUUAGUGCAGAAUGCUUUGGUGUCAGAAGAGGAGCUUCCAGCUGCAGAAGCUUUGGUCCAGUUGCCAUUUCAGACUCUUCCUCCUCCACAGACCGUUGCGGUAAAUCUACAAGUACAGCCACCAGCACCUGUUGAUCCACCAGUGGGAAUGCAUUUGAACCAGUGUCAUCUGCACAAAGUUUUUUCUCUUAAGGUUUAUCAGGUGGAAGAUGUGUGUGAAGAAGAAAUGGCGGAAGAGACGGAUGAAUGCGUGCGAAUGGACAGGACUCCGCCACCACCCACUUUGUCCCCAGCGGCUGUCACUGUGGGCAGAGGAGAGGAUCUGACUGCUGAACAUCCUUUGUUAGAGCAAGUGGAAUUACCUGCUGUAGCGUCGGUCAGUGCUUCAGUAAUUAAAUCUCCAUCAGAUCCCUCUCAUGUCUCCGUUCCUCCACCUCCGCUCUUACUUCCGGCUGCUACCACGAGGAGUAACAGUGCGUCUCUGCCCAGUGGCAUGCCCAACGUGGAAAACAAGCCUCCCCAGGCUAUUGUGAAGCCGCAGAUUUUGACCCAUGUUAUUGAAGGCUUUGUUAUUCAGGAGGGCUUGGAGCCAUUCCCAGUGAGCCGUUCAUCGUUGUUGAUAGAACAACCUGUGAAAAAAAGGCCUCUUUUGGAGAAUCAGGUGAUGAAUUCUGUGUGUGUUCAGCCAGAGCUACAAAAUAAUACAAAACAUGCAGACAAUUCGUCUGACACAGAAAUGGAAGACAUGAUCGCUGAAGAGACAUUAGAAGAAAUGGAUAGUGAGUUGCUCAAGUGUGAAUUCUGUGGAAAAAUGGGCUACGCUAAUGAAUUUUUGCGGUCCAAACGGUUCUGCACUAUGUCGUGUGCCAAAAGGUACAAUGUUAGCUGUUCUAAAAAAUUUGCACUUAGUCGUUGGAAUCGUAAGCCUGAUAAUCAAAGUCUUGGGCAUCGUGGCCGUCGUCCGAGUGGUCCUGAUGGGGCAGCAAGAGAACAUAUCCUUAGGCAGCUUCCCAUUACUUAUCCAUCUGCAGAAGAAGACUUGGCGUCCCGGGAAGAUUCUGUGCCAUCUGCUAUGACAACUCGUCUGCGCAGACAGAGCGAGCGGGAAAGAGAACGCGAGCUUCGUGAUGUGAGAAUCAGGAAAAUGCCCGAGAACAGUGACUUGCUGCCAGUUGCCCAAACAGAGCCAUCUAUAUGGACAGUUGAUGAUGUGUGGGCCUUCAUCCAUUCUUUGCCUGGCUGCCAGGAUAUUGCAGAUGAGUUCAGAGCACAGGAGAUUGAUGGACAAGCUCUUCUCUUGCUGAAAGAAGACCAUCUCAUGAGUGCAAUGAAUAUUAAGCUAGGGCCAGCCCUAAAGAUCUGCGCACGCAUCAACUCUCUGAAGGAAUCUUAACAGGAAGCCGAGGCUUUGACACAUCAGCUUUUGCCCUUCUGCAGCAGAUGUGCAAGGUAAAGGCCUAAUUCAGCCUGGAAUAUUGAGCUUGCUGUGGUGGAGAGCCAAGCACAUUGGGAUUUCUGCACCAAAUGCUGACAUUGCUUCUACAGAUAAAACAAUUCAUCAUACAUUUUCAUAAUUAGCCAGCAUUGGUGAGAUUAAUUUUGCAGAGAUUUCAUGCAACAUUAGAAGACUUGUUAGAGAAGGCCAUAAUAUUUUUCGAAGAAAUGUGUUAUACAAAUACUUUUUUAAAGGUAAUGCUUAUCAUUAAUGCAAAGAAUCCUUUUUAAAGCAAUUAAUUUACAUUUCUCCUUACUCAGUUUCUUAUACAUUUUUCUACCCUGUUAGUUUUCUAAGGGUUGUCAUUAGAGAUAUGUUAAGAAUGAAUUAUGAGUCCAGUGACAGAAUCACAUGCAGUGGAAUAUCAAUGUGCAUUUGAAAAAAAAAACACGUCUUUUAUGCAAAUGUUUCAUCUUUAAAGAAGGAUUAUGUUUCAGCUUGAAUAAUACGGAUCUGGAAAUCAAAAGAAUUCGUUUCUGUUCCAAACUUCACCAGGAAUUUGGCUGAGAAAAAGGUGGUUUUCCUUUCUGUUUCUGUGCAGUAAAAGUAGAUGUUCUCAAUGGAAGUCACUUUUUCUCCUCAGAGGACAUUUGACAGUGUCCAGAAUCUUUGGCUGUCACAGCUCAGAGUUAAUGCUGAGUGAGGGCUGCCACUGGUAGCUACUGGGUGCAGGCUGAGUGGCGAGCCAUGCCCAGGACAGCCCUCCACCAGCAGAUAUCUGGUCCAGGGGUUUAGCAGCACCAAGGGUGAGAAACUGGGAUGUAGAAAGAGUGAUAGGGGUUGCUGUUUUCCACCCAGAGAACAUUUUUGAAAGAUAAUAAAGGAUACAUAUACAGUGGGACUAUUAUUCAGGUAGUAUAAUAUUCCAGUGAAAUGCUUUUUCUAGUUUUAUGCACACCGGAAAAUGAAAAAGAAAUCCACCAAACUCAAUUAUAAAGUAAGGACUACCAUAUACUUAAUUUGAGAAAAGAAUGCUUUCUAUUGUGCUUCUGAUCGAGUCAUAAUCCAAUUACGCCAUGAAGCAGCACACCCUUCCUUGCAAGGAGGUGGUUUGUGGUAGAUACUGGUUGCUCUGUGGAAUUUUCCUGGUGUUGAAAGAGCUGGGACUAGCUGGAAUGCACAUUGCUUUUUCCUUUACUAAACUGUUGCAUGCUUUCCUUCAAAGCACUUGCAGUGUUUUCUCUGGAUGAUCCAGAUCUGAUUGUAUAUGGACCUAUUGUAGGGGAAAACCAUCCCUUGAACAGUUCUGUGGAGUCGGGAAGCGUAAGCAGCAGUGCUUGUGGGAAUCCUAAGAGCACCCUAGUCCUGGAUAUCAGAGACUUUACGAUGAUGAACGUUUUGUUUUAGUCUUUUCCUGUUUCUUCCAUAUACCACAUGCUGAUGUCUCACUAACUGCAGGAACACAUACGGUAUCUGGCAGAAGUUCAGUCAGUGGAGAAAGAAGUGUCCAAGGGUUUCAUUCUCACUGCUCUUUUCACAAAAAUUGUGUUGAGCUAGUAGAAGACUAAGAUGUCCCUAAAGACAUCACAGAUGUUUAUCUUUUGGCUUUGUGUACAUUAGAGAAUGUUGAUUAUUUUUAUACAAAAAUACAGCGGGUAAUUUUUUUAAUCUCUAGAUGCCUCCUGUUUGAAUGUAUGCUUUGUGGGAUUCCUUGUGUAGUAAUGUUCAAAAAAAUGUUUACCAAUAGUUCUGUGUAGGAUUAGAAAAUUUAACAUAACGUAAGGCUCAUGCUCCAGACCUAUUGUAAGUUGCAGUUUAUGUUACAUAUUUCUUUAUAUCACAUUUUGAUUGCUGUCCUAGGGUUUCAAAGAAGGUAGAUACUCUAGUCAGUUUUCAUUUGUUCACAGUUCAUUGUUAUCAAACAAAUCAUUAUACACUCGCCUUUUCUCCCAUCUUGCAAUUUCAGAAUACAAAUUCAGGAUAGGCAUUAGUGAGGCACGGCCCCCUGUGUGAGGGACGGAGCGUGGAGGAGUCCCCCCUGAGACUAGAACUCUGUCCUCGCUAAUCUGCGCCUACCACGAUGCUGGCUGCUGGGGCUGGGUCGCCCUGGCACUACCAUUAGCUCCCAAGCUGCUGUAGGUAUAGCCUUUCAGGUACCGACUGCCAACUGUGUUGUAGGUUCUUGUUUUUUUGUUUUGUUUUGCUUUUGUUUUUGCCUCUGCUAAUAUUAGUCAUUCUGUACUUACUGAAAGCUAGUACCUAGCACAAUCCAGAAGGGGCUUACAGAAAGUUUCUAUUAAUGAAUGCCUUAUAAUCUGAAAUCUCAAGACUGGUCAUGACCUUCUGUUGUCUUUACUCAAAACCUAGCCAGAAUACACGAUCGCUGUUUUGAGGAGCCUUGUUUUUAAACGGUUCAUUUACUGUCAGUUGGCUGUUACUUCAUAGUUUCUUGUUUGUGCAACCCCUCCCAUGAUCUGUUCAUCUCAAGGCUGUCGGCUUUGUAUAAUGAAUACGCAGAUGACACUGCAUGUCAGUGCUGUUUCGGUAUGGCUUGGGGGGAAGGCCACUAUUUCCCCUGCCUUUAAAUUACUAACUAGAGUUCAGCUGGGGAGAGGGCAUGGAAAGCAGAGAGGGAACAUGGGCGGUUCUUCUUACUUCUGCUCUAUAAGUUUGUAUUUCUAAUUUCUUUGAAUCUUUUCCCAUUGAAGGAAAAAACUACAAGUCUAAAUUUUUAUUUGCUCAAAGCUUUGUGUUCUUUGGGAAGUAAGCAAUUUAUUUGUAAAAGUUGUUUUUAUGUGACAUUAAUAUUCAUCAAGCCUUGUAUAGUCAUGUGUAAAACACAGCUAUGCAACUGUGAUAGAGCCAGUACAGGCUGAGAGAGUGCUGUCCGUUAGAAUGGUAUAGAAUAUUUCCAUGAUGAGACCUUCAGCUUUGCUCUGGAAUUCCCUAAAAAGCACAUUUUUUUUUACCAUUAUAUUUUAAGGGCUGGGAUCUAGGAGUGGGUAGAAUGGAAUAGAAGGAAAGAUAUGUUAGCACAAAAGCUUGAGAAGGGGAAAGAGGCAGGCAGGGCAGUCUGCCGCCGUUCUUAGUUGGCAUGCACUUCAACAUUGAAUACAUUUCUGCACUUUGGAAGCGAAUAUUCAUGUUUUACCAAAUUUAAAAUAGAAGUGAGUUUUAAUAGGCAUCCCUCUGUUAAUUUUUUGUUUUCUCAUGUGUUGGAACUUUUAGAACCGUAUGAAAGAAUACAGUAAUCAUGCUUUGAAUAAUUUUUGAGAUACCUAAUCUUCAUAUAGCAAGUGUAAAAUUAUAAUCAAACAUCGAACCACAGACACAAAUCUUUGAUUGUAAUCUUAGCAUCCCAUUUCACUUGCUUGUUGAAUUGAAUAUUUUUAAAGCCUGUUAUUUACGUUUCUAUGGUUUUGUUAAUUGCCAUGGCACAAGUAUGACAGGGAGGCAGUGUAGUUACGUCUUGGGCCAAUUUUACAAAUGUAUAAACAAUUUUGGAAAGUGUAAACUGAAUGAAGCCGACUUCAUAGCUGUAACCAGUGGAUGAAAUCUACAGCUACACAUUUUCCACCACAAAAGGCUAUUAUAGUUCUUGGUUUGGAAACUCUCACUCUUGGUGAAUAGCAGCUGUCCCUACUGUUUAAUUCCAUGGAGCAUUUAGCUGUCUGGUGUGAAGGGGUCUCACCUCUGUACUCCUAGCACUUUCUCGAGCUGCAGAUGAACUAUGUCAAAAUUUUAGUAGCGACCUUUGCCUGCGAUCCUUAGAAACUUCUGUGGUGGGGCUCACUUUAGGAAGGGAGGCAGCUGGGGCAGGACAUGACCAUCAGGUUACAGCGACACCGUUGGCAGUGGAAACUGGUCCAUCUAUGCAGAAUGUCUGCUCAGUCAGUUUCUUUUGCACAAUAUGCGUCUGUAUGUAGAGGGCCCGGAGGAAAGUUUUCUGGGAGCAAGGUUGGGGAAGUGGAGAAGACAAACAAAAGCAUUCUAGAUCCUAGAGGUUUAUGCAGUUAAGAGGAGCUGUUCAGUAUAGAUUAUGGCUUUCAUUGGUAGUUUUACAUAAUAAAUCAUUGCUGGAUCCCAUGAAACUCAUUUUCCAUUACCUGAGCAUAGAUACCGAUAAUUCUUAUGAUACAAAAGUUAGCAAUGCUCGAUUUCUGAGACAUGUGACAGCUCUUACAGUUGGAGGAAAGUUGUUAGAAAUUCAAAUGCUGAUUCUUAGGCGUUGGCAGAAUUACAAAGGCAAAUUUCCAUUUUACAGAUGCCACUUGAACCAAUCUUGUAGACUUGUAAACAAGGACGUUGUAAGGUCGUCUUUGUUAAGUUGUGUGUCAGUCUAAGGAAGGGCACAGAGCUCCAGCUUCCUCCUGACUAGGGUGGAUUUGAGUGAGUGCAAGCCUACCUCUGUUUCUCUGGCACGUAACGGUGUGGAUCAUGAUGUUUAACCCACAUGCAUCAGUGCUGGUAUUUUGUAAAUCUGUUUAGAGCAUUUUAUUUCAUUUCAGAGAUUGUGAUUCAAUAUGGAUAAGCACAAACACAGUGUUAGGAAAAGUAAAUAUGCACUCUUACUGAAAGUAAAUUUUGACUCAUUAAGCUGUACACCUUUUAAAAAAGAAAAAGUCUUCAGGAAGAUGGUCCUAUUUUGUUAGAAGUUCCUGAAAUGUAUCAUUGUAUAAUUUCCUUCGAAGCAGCGGUAAAAGCCAUUUCCUCAGGAAAAAAAGGCCUAAUUGUAUUGCUUUCAUUGGCAAGUUUCCUAAAAUUUUAAGAAUCCCUAAAGGUUUUGCAAGUUAUUUUUAGAACUUAAUUACUAUGAAACUAUACAAUGAGAAAGCUUUAUUUGAGAGUUGUAGUAAAGCAUGAAUGCAAAUAUAAUUAUGACAUUCCAGCGAAAGCAUUUGGCUUUUUCUGAACGCACUGUAUAAGCAUGCACUGAGGGAGGCCAUGCGUUCCUCCUGCGCCCUGAAGCCCGUCCUCUUCUCACACUUCCUCUCUGCUCUGAGACAUGCAGACUCCCCACCAGCAAUGGGGUUCUGGAACCUUUUCAUAAAGGUUUUGCAUAAAUUCUUAUUUCUCUACUUCUUUUUCUUUGUUUCCUUUUUCUUUCUCUCUUUCUAAAGCAUGCGGACAUUUUAUUAAAAGAGGACAACUUUAAUCAUAUGUAUUAGAGGUAAAAAUGAGAACAUCUGGCGGAUGCUUUAGCAAAGUGCUAUUGCCCUUUACACAUACAGCUAUUGUUUUGUGGAACUGUGUAAUAUUCAGUAUGAGACUAUAGAAGAUAAAAUGUGCUGUUAAGAAGUAGUAAUCAAUGAAUGCUAAUGUGGAAAAGCCAGUAUAAUUUUGCAGCUGUUAUGCUAGUGUCAUAAUUUUAAUUAAAGUCCCUUUAGACUGCCUAUUCAAAUUAGCUUCAUAAUCAUUUUUUUAACUUUUAAAAAUUUUAACUGUGAUGAGGAUUAAUAGUAGCCAUCAUUUAUUGGCUUGAAAAGUGUAACUUCAUGGACUGUUAUCAGUGUUAAUCCCAUGUUUUGGAGCUUAAAUUGAUGGCAGUUAAAAAAAAAGUAGGUGUUUAUGAGAGAGGGUGGAGCCUGUAGUCAUCAUUAAAAGAAACAGUAGUCUACUUCAGAAAGAGGUUUUUCUGCCUUGCCUCAGACCAAAUGUGCCCGGUGUUUAAAAUAUUUGCUUGGAAUACUUAGAAGUAUUAAGCAUUAAAUAUUAAAUAAUGUGUGAAUCUGCUUCAGUAGUAAGAAGUAGGCUAAUAUACCUAUGGAAUUUUCUUGGCUAACAUACUGGUCUGCAGACUGGGGUUUUCCUUGCAAUCGGUUAAAUAGUUAUAAAUGACACCUUGGCAAAUUACUUGGUUUUAGCCUCCAAAUAUACAGUGUGAUAUGUUCUCAAAAUGUUGAUACUGGUUUAAGGUACCCCUAGCUUUAAAAUUAUGGUGCUAAAGCACAUAAUGGGAUACUUUUAAAGUUGUUCCUGCUUAGUUUUCUUUCCCUUCUUAAUGAUCCAUUAUAAAUUUAAGAGUUUUUGCUAAAAGAUGCUUAUUCCAUGUUGAAUUGCCAGGUAAAAGUGAACAUUAUAAGGAAGAAGGAAUUAUUAAUUGAGUAAGGAUUGCUUAUCAUGCUGGAAGCCUGAAACCACAUUGUAAUUCCUGUUGACACAGCUUUAAAUACUAGUAAUCAGUUUGUACUUUCUUCAUAAAGAUAAAAAGUAUUUUAAAACCCUUUGUGUAUCAUAGUUAAAGCUUUUAAAACAGGAAAGUAUCCAAAUGAGUGCUGGAUUAGAAUCUAUAUUAGAAUCUUCCAGAGUGAAAACAGAACACUAACAUCUGAGUAGCCAGAUAGCCUAGGUUUUAAAGAAAAUUGUCCCAUUGUUAACAAUAGCCUUUAGAGAGUUUUAAUUUUAAAGUAUCCCUAUUUUUUUUCAAAUAUUAUAUGCUGUUAAAAUUUUAAGUUUUCAAAAGUCUGUAGCUGGUAUACCUUUUUUUUUUUUUUAACAGUUUUUUGGUUGAGUAACUAUAUAACCUCCCUCAAAGACUUAGUCUUUGUCAAAGUUAGUUUUAGAAAACUGCCGGCAAGGUGAGGUUUAUGCCUGUGGUGAAGGUUGGAAACUAUAGAGUGGAUGCCCGCACUGUGGCAGGCAUUUCCAGGCUCUUCAUUAAAUGCAUACUUUGCAUCUUCUUUUAAAGGAAAGUAAAAGACUUUGAUAAACUUUGUUUUAAUUUUUGAUGCUUCAAGUGCAUGGUUAACUGAUUUUUUAAAAAUCUUAUUUGGUUUCUCCUGUUGUACUAAAAGUGAAUUUUUAUAUUAUUGAAACCUCAAAAGAUAAUCUACCCAGGAUGAACAAAGUAUCACCAAAUCACCAAGGGGAAAGAAGGCUCUUUUUUUUAUUUUAAUUUUUUUUUUUACUUUACAGGAAACAGACGUUAACAUGAUAUUAGGUGUAUUCAUGACAUUGGAUAUUGUAUGAGUCCUUGUCACAGGAAACAAAAUAGUUUUAGCACUCUUAGCAUUAGAGUUCCUUGACUGGUAUCUAUAGCUACAGAUUAAAAAUGUAUAUCCUGAAAACAAAGUUAAUUUUGCAUAAGAGCACACCAUGAUGUAUGUAAAAAGUGUCCAUUUGGUGUAUUUUUUUAAACAAAGAAAGCACUUUCAUAUUAUGAGUAGCAUGUGUAUGAAUUUACAUUUCCUUAUUUGUUGUGUCUAUUCAAUGAAGUAAAAUUGAACAUUCAACUGUUUGUUGAUGGCAACAUUGAUUAUUAAAGCACCUUAUUCUCUGCUGCUUAAACUUGCUUGUAAUUGCACCUUUGUUCCCUGCACAUUUUCACAUAGAUUAUUGUUGUAACAUUGCUCCAUGUGGGUCUGGAUGCAAGAUUCAUGGGCCUCCAGGAUCAUUUAUUUAUAUUGUUUAUAUUCAAUAAUAUAUUGUAGACCAGUUGUAAGUUCAUUUCUUUACAAAUAAAAGCCUCUUCCAUU